Messenger RNA from Mercenaria mercenaria, 8038 nucleotides. RefSeq names its product coiled-coil domain-containing protein 150-like. NCBI's taxonomy places the organism in Eukaryota, Metazoa, Mollusca, Bivalvia, Venerida, Veneridae. The coding region runs from base 901 to 4122 and encodes 1073 amino acids. The transcript is spliced from 23 exons. The record is from RefSeq and is a predicted model, not a curated record.
GUAUCGGAUAAUUUGAUUCGCUUUCACACUUCUCGGGAAAAUCUCGCAAGUACCUGAAGUAGGCGGAGCUUAAAUUAUGCUAUCGGCGUGUGUUUGUGUAUUCUACACUUGUUAUGACACCGUGGAAAUUGUCAACAGUCUGGGUAGCAGUAAUUAGCGAGUGAGGAAAUCAAAGAAAAUCGGGCGACUUGCAUUUCACUUUGAGAAUAUAAUCUCGAAUUCAGCCAGUUCAUCGAUAUUGUCAACAAUCAAUACCCGACAAUGAAAUCUCUAUCAUAGGUACAAGGAUAGUAACAAAAUACAGAACAGAAGGAAUUUUGGUAACAUUUUUGUCAACCUGACUGAACAUGAAUGGAAUUGUAUACAGACUGAUACAGUGUACUUAAUAUGUCAAACUGGAGAGGAAAUUGUAAAAUAACGAGAAAUUUCCACUAAGUGCUGUCCGUGGGUAGCAAGAUAUUAUGUGAAUUUAUGUCUGUUUUAUGCGAAUUUAUGGCAUAAUUGGUAUUACACUGAGGAUUUUUAGUUUGAACACAUGUUGAAGAGGAUUAGGUGGAAACCUUGUAAAUGAUAAGAUAUGUAUUGAUUUACAGGCAAGAUCAAAAUUCAAGUAUUUCGGUGUUUGUAAAGCACUACCGAAUCUCAGUUUGAAGAUGUAGGCAAAAUUAUUUUGUGAAGUAGAACUUUCAGUGAAGAGAGAGGAGUAGAUAUUUCACAUUGAAGAAGUUAACUUUUAUCAGCUUGUGUUUGAAUAGAGUUCUUCAUAUUCUCCUGGUAAUUGUAGCGAAAUAGACAGAUAAAAGAUUGUCGUUCCUCAGUGCACUUGAAAACGUGUUGCAAAUAGUUUGUAAAUAAUGCGUAAAAUCUGGUGUAAGGAAUAGAAAGGAAAAGUUGGAAAAUAUGUCAGCUAGGGCAGUAAUUCCGCCAUUGACUGUGGAUCCUUUGCCACAGAAACAGAGUUAUGAGAUGUUAGAAUCGCGACUGAAAGCUGCUGAAAGUGAUACCCGUCUACUCAUUGAUCAUUUAGGAAGUAUGGGGUUUGAUACACCUCUUGAAGGAAAAAGUGGUUCAUAUGAAACUGUUUCCCCUUUUCGGGGCCAGGUGAACCAGACAAAUUUCGAAAUGUUUAAAAACAACUAUGAAAACCUAGUUUCAAGAGUGUGUAAAAAUGAAAGUGUUCUACAAAGUUUGAAAUUAAACAUGGUGAAUUUACAUGGAGAUAAGAACUUCAAGCAGAAAAGUGACCUUGAAAUGAAAGAAAAGUUCCAGUUUGCAAGAGAGGCCUAUGAACAAGAAAUAGGAAAACUGACUAGACAGGUAGAAUAUUAUAGAGAAGAAUUGAACUCGGAGCUGGAUAGCAAGGAAAAGGCCAGGGAAGAGAUAAGGGAGUUACAAAAAGCUCUCGGACAGGCUGCAGAAACAAGGAUGGAGGUUGCCAUGACAGCAGAGGGCUUGAACAUGUCCCAGCAGAAGUUACAGAAACGAAUAUCAGACUUGAAGGAGGAGGUGGCCAGGGAGCAGAGCCUGCGUGCCAGCUUGGAGGAAUCACACAACACACUUCUGACCAGAGUUAGGGAAAUGGAGAGUGUUGUUGAAAUUGAAAGAUCAGGGGUGAAGAACAUGACCACAGAGUAUGCCCAGAUGAAGGCAGAGACAGAGAUGUUGAGAGAAAAGCUGAGAGACGAGAUCAGGAAAAAACAGACUGCCGAAAGCAGCUAUAGCAUGCUGUGUGAGGAAAAAGAUAAUUUAUUGUUGAAUUACAACAGUGCGGAGAACGAUCGUCAGGUUCUGGUUACCGAGGUAACGCGAUUGCGAGAGCAGUAUGAAGAUUUAAUCAAACAGAUGGAGCAGACGCAAACAAUCAUAGACAAACAACAGGAAAUAUUUUUAACUGAUAAGCUCAAAUCUGCUGACCAAGUGACCGAUUGUUUGAACAAGAAUAAAGAGUUGGUGGAGGAGAAUGAGAAUCUGACACAAAUGUUGCGUACGACAGCAGCCGAUCACGAUAAAAUAAAUGCACAAUUGAAACGUGAGCUUCAGAAUGAGCGUAGGAAAACAGCAGAUAAAGAGGUGGUUGAAGAAGAAGCAGUGAGAUUGAAAGAUAGUGUGGCAGAAAUUACAGAGAACAAUCUGGAUCUCAGGAAAAAACUGAAAAGGUCUGAGGAAGAGGUAUCGAAACUGAGAACUAAGAUGUCGAGUAAAGAUGAAGAGUUUACUAAGACAGCAGACGGUCUAGAGAAGGAAUUACAGUCACUACGAGAACAGUUACAGACAUUGCAGAAAGACAGGGACAAAGCUCUUAAAGACAAAGAAGCAUUGUUGGAAGAGGUUAAUCAAACAGUUGAUACAAUGGUUGAAGAGAGAACAAAAUUACAGAAGCAAGUUCAGCAGCAACAGUUAGACCUUGACAGUCACUCGAGGGCUCGGAGAAAACUGGAACAUGAGAAUGCUCAUCUGCUUGAACGUGUGUCCGGGUUUGAAGAACAGCAGAUUGAAAAAGUAACAGAUCUUUGUGGACAACUCUGUUACCAGCAAGCACAAAAACAUGUGGAGAACACACUAAAAGAGAUGAUGGAUCAGAAGAACAAACUUGCCUACGAGAACGGACGUCUGCAGACCCUGGUAGAACAAACAAGUCUCGAGUUGGAAAGUCUGCGGAAAUCUGAUCUGGACGUGACAAAGUAUAAACAGAUUUCAGAAGCACUGGCUUCAAAAUAUAGUCAGUGUGAGACAGAGAUAAGUGAACUGAAAGUAACGAUUCAAAGACUGGAAAGUCAGUUAAAGCAGGCCCACACCCAGCUAGAUACCAGGCACAGUGACUAUAGUUCUGUCAGUAUAGUCAAGGACGAACUGUUGAAAGAAAACCAGAGACUGCUUACCAAACUACAGAGUGUAGAAGAGAGAGAAAAAAGAAAGGUGAAGGCAUUACAGAAGAAUAAUGAGGAUGCUAAGGCAGUGAAUAAGGAGAUAGCAUCUACCCUCGAGUCAGUCAUGGCCUCACAUUCUCAGCUACAGACAGUGGUUGAAGGUCUACAGAUUGAUCUUGGCAAGAAAGACUCCCAGAUCAGUAGACUGAAAAAUGAGAAGAAUCGAGAGCAGCAAGAAUGGAAGGUAGAGAUGAGAAGGUUUGAGGAAAGGAUGGAGAAUCUACGUGAAGAAUUGAGACAGGAGAGAGACAAAUCACAGAGAAAAACUACCAAAGAUAUUGCUGAGAUUAAGAAACAGAAUGACAACCUGUCUACCCGCAAUAUGGAGUUGAUGAAAUCAAACACAGAGAUGCGUCAGAAAAUGCGAGAUCAGGAAAAUGUUGUGCAAGACUUAAAAGACAAAAUUACUGAUCAGAAACGCAAAAUGGAUUACUUGAGGAAAGGGAAAAGUGAUGUGGAAGAAUAUGUAAAAAAGAUGAAGGAGAUGAAAGCUGACAUUGAGGAGCUGGAAAACCUCAGAGAUACUUACAUUGCUAAAAACCAAGAACAGGCAGAGAUGAUUUCAACCUUCAUGGCUCAGAUCAACUCCCUGCAGACUGAGUUGAGGCAGCUUGCACAUGCACAGUCUCAAACCCAGGACCUCAUGACUCAAAAAGAAAGAUCUAUAGAAAAAGAGAGGAAGUUGAAAGACGAUUUUAGAAAGAAAUAUAAGCAUUCAAGAAGAAAGGAAGAUGAACUGGAUCAUAUGAAGUCUUCAGCAGAAAAACGUCUCAACGAAGUCAGGGAAGAAUCUUUAGAAAUAUCGAGUCAUUUAAAGAGUGCGCAUGAGUGGUUCAAGGACAAGUUUGAUAACCUGCAGCAGGAGCUUCUCUCAUCAAAAAAAGUACAGGAGAAGCUUGAAGAAGAGAAUUUUGAUCAGAAGAAAAAGUUAGAUGGGGAGAGAAGGAAAGCCCAGGCAGCUGCUGAGAAAGCAAAGGAAAUGAUUCAGGCAAGUCGGAAGACUAUAUCAAGACUUAGUGAUUAUGCAGACUUAGCUGACCAUGAAACAAAAGAACAGUUAAAUCAGUUAUACAGUCAGUUACAGCAAGAGAAAGACCAUUCGAAAUAUCUCGAAAUGAAACACCAGAGAUAUAGAGACUCAAGUGCUCGACAGUUUGAAAAUCUGCUUCAUGAAAAAGACGAUUCCUACAGUUGAUAGGUGCUUGCCUCUGGUACUCGGAACUAUUUGAGAUUUCUGUUAGUGGUAUAAACUGUGCUGGUAGCCACAUUUGUUAAGCAGAUACUGUGCCUUAAGCAUUUGCAUUUUCAAGUCCCAAUUUUUGUAUGUUCUGUAUAUUUUGACCUCUACUCAGCAGCGACCUGCAGUAUUGGAAGGGCCCAAUUGCACAUACUGUUUUAAAGACUGUUUAAGACAUGUUAGACUGUUUAAAUGCAAUGUUGUCUACUUAAGGUUUAGAGUUAAGAAUUUUCUUGUCUUAAGUUUUUGAGAGAACUGCAUUUUUGACAGGGUUUUGUUUAGAUUUUUUUAAAACUCUAAUUAGCAUUUACGAAGACUUUGUGUAAUUCAUAAGAUUGAAAGCUUGUUACAGGGGGAAGACUAAUAUUUAGAUAGGCUCUGAAUAGCAAACACCUCUAGAUACAAAGACAUGUAUUAAACUUUCAAGCUGGAUUAUUUUACAUCAGUUUUUUCUCUGUUAAGGUAGUUCUGCACAUUUGAUUAACUGGAUAUGAUGGUGGUAAUGUUGUUCAUUAAAUUUUGUAAAACCUAGAAUAAUGCCAGGUAGUUAUAUGGGUGGCAUAAUUGUUAGCGGAAAUCUGUUAUAGCUUGUGUAUUAAGUGUUAAACAGCCGGUGAUACUGUCUUUCUUAAGGUUGAUGUUAUAUAGGUUAUUAUAUAAAACAAUUUAAACUGGUAACAAUUAAGAAGCAGUAAUACAAAGACUUAAAUUGUUAUUUGUCAAAACAAGUGUAAAAAUGAAAAAUCGAACCCAUGACCCUAUUUGUUUUAUUGGUUAAAUAUAUUGGUUUUGACAAAAUUAUUUCUUCCAUAUGUGUGGAACUACCUUAAUGACAGUGCAGAAAAGCAAGUACCUCAAGACAAAGGAAGUAGAGGAUAGUAUUUUGUUUAAAUAUCUUUCACUGAGUUCAUGCCAUAUGUAAUAUUUUCAAGAGUAGCAUGGCAAAGAGUUAAAACUAAGAUUUGGUAUCCACAAGUGAAACAUACCCGUACUUCAUCUUGCAUGCAAACAUAUUAAUAUGUUCUGUUAGUAUUGGUUAAAUAAAUUUUUUAUGCCCCUGAAGGGAAGCAUAUUAGUUUUCAAUUGUCCGUCUGUUCAUUAGUUCAUUUGUUAGUUCGUUCGUUCGUCACAACGUUAACUUUUUGCAUGAAGGCACUUCACUCGCGAACCACUGCACCCAGGACCUUCAAACUUCACAUGCUGAUAGUACUUAUUGAGUACACGACCCCUACUGACUUUGGGUCACCAGGUCAAAGGUCAAGGCGCUGCGCGGGCAUUUGUCACCAUUAGUGACAGCUCUGGUUUACUUGAUAUAAUUCACACAUAACACAGUGAAAAAAUAUUUCAUAUUUUUCUCUGAGAAAUUAUCAUAUAUAGGUAUUUAAUUAUUGAAAUUCAAUAAUUCAAAUGGGAGAAAAAUGCAAUAAAUCAUUUUUAUUUUCCCCAAGAGAACAAACUUCUCAGUGAAUCAACUUCCUCAGAGCUAAAACUUACAAAACAAACAAAUGUCAGUGAAAAGUAAAUACCUCCAUACCAAAGAAGACAUUUAAGAAAUGAAAUGUUUUUUUCAGUCUUCAUGCAAAAUGAACAACAGAAUAGGAUCAGCAAAUCCAUGAAUCAUGCUAUUCUGUAGUUCAUUUUGCAUGAACACCGAAAAAAGUAGCUAAAUUUCUUAUAUUUACAUUAUAUUUCCUUUCGAUUUGUAAAGAAUAUAAUAUUAUCAAUUGCACAUAUUUUGUGGCAUUUGACAUUAAAAUCAGCUUCCCGGCCAUUCUGUUCAACACACGGUAUAACUGCGACGUCAUCUAAGGAACAUUCUCCCUGACUAUACGCGGAUGUCGUCAAAACAGUGGUCGGUUAUCACUAAGCAGCGAUGACGUAAAUUUCGUGCCUUUCCUUUUGCUGUUUAUACGAAAUGAACGUCAUAAUUUUCAAUGGAAAUGAAUAAGGUGAAUGUAAAUAUUUUCUUUCCAACAUAAUAAGUAUAGGAUAUUAACCUUCCUAUAUACACUCAGUACAACAAACAAAUUUCAUUAUCUCAGUGGGGGCUGAGUGGUUAAGGUCAUUGAUUUGGAAUCACUUAAAUCUUGCUUGGAAUGUAAAAUUCUUCCUUACGAGGAAGCCAAGGCUUCCAACUGACUUGCAGAAGGUUGUUGAUUUUAACCAGAUGCCUUCCCAUAACUGCAAAUCCCUUUGAUUUAUAAUUCUUUCGGUGUGACAUGAAAUUCAUCACCAAAAAAAAUAUUCUCCCACAUGGUGUCCUUGUUGGUGCACCAUACAUUAUUGCAGACUAUAGCUAUAAAACUGCCAGGACCAAAGUGCUUCAUGUCAUGACAGCAACCUUUAUACUGUGAUAUAAUGUUUUGUGAUAUUUAUUUUUAUGAUGAAAGAUGUAUAUACAUUUGUAUACUGUCUUGUUAUAGCUAAUUGUUCUGUGAGAUGUGAAACCAAAAUUUGUAGUCCUGUUUGGCGCCAUAUAACCUAUACUGUGUUGGUGCGCCAUAAAACCCAAAUAAAUAAAUAUUGUCAAAUAGAAAAAUUUCCAGUAUACAUUUGAUGUAAAUUAUAUGUCAGGUACUGUGACAUCAUUAAAUUUCAUUUGCAUAAAGUUUUGUGGUUUUAAACAAGUGAUAUUUGUGCAGUUAUCAAAUUAUUUAAAGAUGAAAAGAAAUUUUCUGUUUAUAUACUAGACUUAAAGUUCUUGAUUGAAUCAAGUGUUGAAUUCUCAAGGAUUAGCUCCCAAUAAAUAUUUAUGACUAUACAGUAUCAAAUAUAAGAGUGUGAAGCAUAAGACUAAGUAGAGAUUUGUAAAUAGAAUGGUAUUUUUGUUCAUAAUUUCUAAAGCAUCUCAGAUAUAUUAUUUUUUUAAAUUAUUAUUUUUAUACAUUACAUGGGUACUUAGCAGUAUCUAAAUAAUAGAUCAUUAAUUUUUCCCACAAACAUAACAUGAACAAGUCUGUUUAAAGCCCAAUAGAUGAUUAAUUUUUCCCACAAACAUAACAUGAACAAGUCUGUUUAAAGCCCCGUAAUGCUUAUAUGUUUAUAUAUUUCAUAUGCCAAAACAGUACCAGUCUUAAAUGCUGUAUAGUUCAGGCAUGACAGAAAAAAGAACAUUGUGAUAUUGAAUAUAUUAUGCUUUAUGCAUUUUAAUUGUUCCUAUAGCAGACAGGUAGCCCUGCUGCAAGAAUAAUAGGAUGGGGAAAAGCUGUGUCAUCUUGGACUUCUAAAACAUCUAUUUUUGAACUAAAAAACAAAACAAAAAACAACAAAAAAAACCCAUAAAAUAUAGGGCAGAAUUUCUGUUUUUAAAAAUGUCAUAAAUGAAGUAUCUCUUCAGCAGAUAUAAAUUCAUGUAAAAAAGUGUGGCAGCAAUGACAUGGUUGUUUUAUAAUACUCCAAAUGUUGGUCAGUUAAAGCUGUUUUGGAUGGAAAAUUGUUAUUUAACACAUAAAAUAAUACAAAAUGUUUAUAUGACAUCGAAGAACAACAAAUGAAGUGGUCCAGGGUGAAAUAUUUAUACAAAGUCCUUGUUGAAGGUUUGUUUUCCUUGUCAUUUUAAUGGUAGCUCAGACAUUUUACUCAUUUUGAUAGGUCUUUUUUUUGUAUUUUACAGGGAUACCUUAUAAAAGUUAUGUGUUAGUAAGUUAGUUUAUAUCAAAAUACAGUUGUUUUAGAAAUUUUGAAAGGAUAUUAUUUUUAGCCCAAGAAAUUGGAAUAUAUGUGCUGUUAUAAGAGGUGAAAACAGAUCUGUAUUAUCAGACAUUGCAUUUGUAAUACACUAUGUGUUUAUGUAGAGCACAUUGUAUAGUUUGUAACUAUUAUUUAUGUUCAUUAAAUUGUAAAGGUAACUCUUGCAAUAAAUGGAAUAAGUUCA